AUGUUGUAUAUGCCAACGACGACGACAACAACAACAACGGCCGCACCGGUUGUUGUUCAAGAAACAGAGCAACCGCCAUUACACGCUACAACACGUUAUUUCAUGUUGCAAUCUUCUCCGAUUGUUCCCGCAGUCCCAGUCAUGAAUACCACUUAUGUCUAUCCGAGAUAUGGCUUUGUACCUAAACCAGUCGAAACAUCUGUUAUGAAGGAUGAUAUUGAGAAAUCACAGCCAAUUCAAACGUUUCAAAUUGCACAACCCGUUCAACAUGUUGUUCAUCACUAUGUUCAACCGUGCUCGACAACAACCUGUCCUGGCUAUUGUGAAUUAUGUUGCCCGUGGACAAAACAGCAGCAUACAUCUUCAUCGAAUGCCGACGAUAAUCGACGUCAUCAACGGCAUUCCCGACGAGAUGAAUAUGAACGUGAUGAAUUGAACCGACCUGAUUCAUCAAAACAAGAAACAAUCGAUGAGAAAAUCGAACGUAUCCGACGUGAAUUACGCGAAAGUAAUAUUCAACAAAAUGGCCGAACAUCACCCGUCGUCGAACAUCAUAUUCAUCAUCGGCCGCGUUCAAAUUCUCGACCACGUAGCGCAUCAGCAUCGCGUGAGCCAUGGCGAUCGACAAAUCAGAAUGAUUAUGCAUGGCGUGAUUCUCAUUUACCGGGUUAUCGUGAAGCAACAUUGGCUCGUUCUCAAACUCCCGUUGAUGAAACUCGCACGUGGAAAGAAACCGCACACGAACGUAGUCAUCAAAAUACGCAACAUGCAAAAUCCUAUUUCAACAAGAAGAACUACGUCUAUCAUCCGAAGUCGGAAAGCGAAGCACGUAAGCACUAUAUUCAAACGACAGGCAAAGAUCCCGAUCGUGAAGUUUAUCAAGCAUUGCGUGGUGGCACAACAACGUACCAAUACAAUGGAUCAUCAGCAUCAUACUAUGAUAAGCGACAAAGUGCACAUUACGAUCACGGAUCCUGUUCGAAUGUUCCAACUACAACCAAGACACAUUCAUUGAGAAAGAUCGACUCAACACAACAUCAUAAUUUAUAUGCAUGUAAUGAACCAUGUUUACAUGUUAUACCCAAGCAAGGCAGCGCAUCUGAUCCUCCGUAUGUCAAAAUUCUCAACGCGCCAGUUACAUAUCUUCAUUAG
This is a messenger RNA of Adineta ricciae, 1152 nucleotides long. The record is from the annotation of a GenBank genome assembly. Lineage: Eukaryota; Metazoa; Rotifera; Eurotatoria; Adinetida; Adinetidae.